UGCAGAAAAUUUCAGCUGCUUCUAUAAAUGCUGAAGAAACUGAGACCAGUUGGUCAAGAAGAGCCACAGGUACUAAGCGUAAGCACUGAGCUGGCACCAGUGCUUCCAUGCCAGAUGCUGGUGGGACAGAAGGCACUGGGAGAUCGUCUGCUCACCCAAGGUGUGGAGCCACCCUACAGUGCCCCUCGGCUGAGUGCAGGGGAAGGAUAGAAAUGCCUCUCAAGAUAGUGUGGGCUCUGGGUCCCAUCAGCUGCUGAGCUGCUAUGUCCAUCUUUAGCCUGCUCUCCAGUUACCAGCCACCUCCUCCAGCUGCCUCCAAAGAUAGGCAAAGCCACCUCCCUGCGCCUGGGCUGGAAGCGGCAGGGAAGCAGAGGGGGGAUCACAGGCAGAGAUGAGAUUCGUGGGAUUUUUGUGGAAGUAGUGAAGGACGCAACAAGUACGCUGGAGCUAUGGAGUUGCUGUGCUACAACAAGGGCUGCGGGCAAAGGUUUGAUCCCGAGCACAACACUAAGGAUUCCUGCCUGUAUCACCCGGGUGUCCCCAUCUUCCAUGAUGCCCUGAAGGGCUGGUCUUGUUGCAAGAAACGCACAACAGACUUCUCUGAGUUCCUCUCCAUAAAGGGAUGCACAAAGGGGUUUCACAGCAAGGAGAAACCUCCCGAGCCUUUCAGCCAAGAGGAGACCUCAGAUGGGCCGAAGAACAGACCAGUAGCGAUAAUCUAUCAAGGACCAAAAUCAGCUGAGAAGAUGCAGCGGGAAAGACCAAGCUCUGAUGAGCUGAGACAACUGCUGCCAAUUAAAGUAUCCAGGUCUCUGGAGCAAGCACUGGAGAAACUGAACCUGUCCUCCAAGGAUGAGCCACCUGAGGGCGGUUGUGCAGGAGAGGCAGCUGCCCAGGUGAGAGUCGGCACCACCUGCAAGAACGCAGCCUGCAAGGCAAUCUAUCAGGGCCCGGAGAGCAACACAGAAGUCUGUACUUUCCAUCCUGGUGUUCCUGUCUUCCAUGAGGGGAUGAAGUACUGGAGCUGCUGUAAAGUCAAAACGACAGACUUCAACGCCUUUCUGGAGCAGCCGGGCUGCAGCAGCGGGCGGCACUGCUGGACGGGAAAGGGGGACAAGAAGGCGGUGUCGUGCCGGCAGGACUGGCACCAAACCAGCAGCCAGGUGGUGGUGACAGUCUAUGCCAAGAACCCCCUGCCUGCCCUUAGCAGCGUGAAGGCCAACCGCACCGUGCUUGAGGUUCACAUCGUCUUUGAAGGGAAUAAGAUUUUCCAGGCAGAACUGGAUCUCUGGGGGGUUAUUGCAGUAGAAAAGAGCUUUGUGAGCAUGGUCUCCACCAAGGUGGAGAUCACACUUUGCAAAGCCAGCCCUGGCUCCUGGGCCAGGCUGGAGGUCCCCCAGAGCAGGUCACACUCCCAGGGCGAGCAGGAGAAGGAGGCAGCCAACACCGAGGAACCCAGCGCGGUGCAGGAGGAGGACUCAGACGACAGCUUGAGCUGGUCGGAGGAGGAAGACGAGGAGCUGGAGACGGGAACACCAAGCCACUGAUAGCGAAGUGCCUCGGCAGUGGAGCAGAGCAGCUCCUGAGCGGCCGAGGACUUUGACUCCAGAGCCAGCCUGGAGCAUGGGCUGCAGCUCACCCUCUGUCCCGGUCAGAAGGGGCGAGGAAUAAAAACCCAGAGCAAAGGUCACUCUCUCAGUGUCUGAGAAACCUUUCCGUGAAGGAAUAUUUCCUGUGUCUAAGCUGAAUCUCCCCUGGUGCACCUUGAGGUCAUUUCCUCUUAUCCUAUCACCUGUCACUUGGGAGAAGGCACCAACACCCAGUUAUGCUGCUGACCCCCCAGCUGCUUUAGGCCAACAAAAAACCUCCCCUAAACUGUGCCUCGGCCCGUUCUUGGUCCAGUUCCCUUUGCAAAAGGAACUGUUCCCAGGGCAAAGGGAAACAUCACCUUUUUCAUAACGCA
Cuculus canorus (common cuckoo) is the source of this 1963-nucleotide messenger RNA. It is a transcript of the gene ITGB1BP2, whose product is annotated as integrin subunit beta 1 binding protein 2. The record is from RefSeq and is a predicted model, not a curated record. The transcript has 11 exons. Bases 450 to 1547 code for a protein of 365 amino acids. NCBI's taxonomy places the organism in Eukaryota, Metazoa, Chordata, Aves, Cuculiformes, Cuculidae.